Anas platyrhynchos (mallard) is the source of this 4775-nucleotide messenger RNA. It is a transcript of the gene TMPPE, whose product is annotated as transmembrane protein with metallophosphoesterase domain. The record is from RefSeq and is a predicted model, not a curated record. Gene Ontology annotation, molecular function: hydrolase activity. Lineage: Eukaryota; Metazoa; Chordata; Aves; Anseriformes; Anatidae.
UGAGGGUCGUUUGGGAAAGAUGGGUGGAAAAUGGCGUCUCUAGGAGCCUCCCCCGCAGGUGGAGGGUGCUGCCAGGUGUGCACAGCCUUCAGCACGGCUUUUAUUUCCUCCCCACGGCCGCUGGGCCGUUAUUAAUUCACCUUUGGAGGGCGGGAGGCUAUUUCGACGAGCUCCACCGGCAGGGGCUGGAUUCUUCCCCCUUUGUGCCUCGGGGGAUUCAUUCUCCUGCAGGGGCGCUGCCUGGGCACCGGCAAUCCGGCUUCAUUAACCCAAGGCAUCCCUUCAUAAUCACAUUAUUGUCUACUGGAGACUCCUACAGAGCAGAAGGGAGUGAUCAGGAAGCAAAGAUGAUCUCCAUCAAGCAACUGCCCCUUGAAGCAAAGGCUGCAGUGGCUGCAGGAGUGGUUUUCUUCUCCAUGAUGUUAUCACGGAGCUAUCUGGCAGAACAACUGGAGCUCAAGACGCGGCGUUGGCUUCUAAGGCUGCAGAUGGCACUGUUUGCUAAUUCUCUCAUGUUGAUAGGAUCUCUUCAUGUUUGGAGAAGCACAGUCACCAUGUUCUACAGGUCUUCAGCUGCCAGCUCCUUCUGUUUCAUGCCAUGGAAAAUAGCUGUGCUGAUGUUUCUAGCUUUGGCUCAUUCAAGCUUCUUUACAUUGCUAUUUCUUGUUGCAGAAGAGCCCUAUUUCUUUUCUUUAGCUGCCUACACUUGCCUGGGGGCCUAUAUCAUUCUCAUCUUCUUCCUCUUUGCUCUAGGCUCUGUAGAGCAGGCUUAUAAGUUCUUGACUGGGAGAGGCGCUAAGGCAGGCAGCAGCAAUAAGAACAGCAGAACAGCUGUGAAGCCAGUUUUGGCAGUCAUGCUGACUGUUGGGCUGACUGUCAUUGGGCUAUUAAAUGCUUCCCAGCCUCCUACUGUAAAUUCAGUGGAGAUUCCAGUUUUCAAGCUGCCCUCAACAAUGAACAAUCUGAAAGUGGUAUUGCUUUCAGAUAUCCACCUGGGGCCUACAGUUGGGAAGACCAAGCUUGCAAUGAUUGUGCAAAUGGUUAAGGCUUUGAAACCAGAUAUCACAGUGAUUGUUGGUGACCUGACUGACUCCGAGGCAGAGAUCAUACGACCAGCUGUUGAGCCUCUUGGAGAACUUAAUUCCCCUCUGGGGACUUACUUUGUCACAGGAAACCAUGAGUACUACACAUCAGAUGUUGGCAACUGGUUUGAGCUGUUAAAAUCACUUAACAUUCGGCCACUCCACAAUGAGAAUGUGAAGAUUGUUUCGCCAAAGAGCCCUGAUGAUUGGUUCUGCCUGGCUGGUGUUGAUGAUAUUGAGGCAGAUGUAUUGCGCUACUCAGGGCAUGGCAUGGAUUUAAAAAAAGCUCUCAGAGGUUGUAGCAGUGAGCAUGCGAUUGUGCUGCUAGCUCAUCAGCCAGUUGCUGCAAAGUGGGCCCUUCAUGAGAGACCAGACAUAAAUUUAAUUCUCUCAGGCCAUACUCAUGGAGGGCAAAUGUUCCCACUAAAUGCUGGGGCUUAUUUUCUGAAUCCCUUUUUUGUUGGCUUGUACAAAGUUGGGCAGAACACCUUUGUCUAUGUCAGCCCAGGGACGAUGUACUUUGGAAUACCCAUGAGGUUGGGCAGCAGAGCUGAAAUAACAGAGAUAAUUCUACGCUCUCCUUGAGAAGUUUCCCAUUUGACAGACUUCUGCAAUCAUUUUUGGUCAGUGUAUUGGUUCUUCUGCUUGGAAAGCAAAUCCUUUUUCAGGGAAGUAAUAGAAAGGUGUCAGGAUGGACUACAACAGGUUGUGUUAAGUCUGAGGGGAAAACCAAAUCUAUCUUAGGUGUAUGAAACAAAUGUUAAAAUACUGAUGAAAUUAACACUUAAAGUUCGUUAUUAUGGAGAUUCUAUGUUUAAAGACAACACUGCAGUGGAGACAAUGCAUGUACUGUGCAUGUUUAGUAAUACCUGUGGCUAAUUCACGUUUCACUGUUUAUUACACGUGAGGCAGCUGCCUUGUCAAAUCUCAGACCAGUGAAGGAGGGUUCUGAUCUCUUGCAGUGAAAUCACACGUGCACGUUUUGCAGAAGGGACUACGGAGUGUCCACAGAAUAUCCAUUCCAAAAGUCUUACACCAGAAAAGUUACAGGAAAGGAACGGUUAUAUUUCUUUGAUUAAAGCUGGAUUUCUUUAGGAUGUCUUUACUGCACUGUCUGUAUGCAGCAUGCAGUGGGGCUCCGGGUCUGGGCUGCUUACCAAUACUGUGAGGUGUUAGGCAGCAGUUCCUGAAAAGCAUUUUUUUUCACCAUUGGGAAGCUGAUAGUAAAGGAUCAAAAUAGCUGUCUUUCUGCAGGCAUUUUCCUCAGUAUAACUGGGCAUCUAGUAAUUCCUGAAAGCAGCUCUAAUAAAAGCAAAUGAAAAAGAAACUCUUAAUGUAAUUUCUGUUGCUGUUUGAGCAUUCAGUAUCUCCUUUUGUAAAGUCCAAAGCUGAAAUAAUCAGCUCAGUUUGUAUUUUUGUUUAUGCUUAAUUUCUCUUCUGUGAUUUCUCUUUUAUGAGAGUAAGGGGAUGUUAUUUGAAAGCGAUGCAAAUGAUAUUCAGUGGGUUAAUGCUUGAACUUUGUUUAACGUUCUGAAUUUCAAGUAAGUGAUGUCUUCUUUAAGGAAACUAAACUCUGCAGCAAGUGACUUUCCUUAAUAGCAUUUUUAUAUCAAUAUCCUUAUAGUAUGAUAAGCACAUAGCAGAUUAACUACUACAGGAUAAUGAGCUAUGGGGAAUUUCUCUCUGCCUUUCCUAGAACGGCUUAACACAAACUAUUAUCACUGGGAAAUAUGAAUUAUUAGAAAAUCUUAAACAUUUUUGCUUUCAUGGCUCAUACAGGAAAGACAGGUUGUAAAUUAAUAUGUGUAUGUUCUGAGGCUGAUGAAACGGUUUUCUUCUGCACAUCUCCCCCUCCUCCCCUUCCACCUCAAUUCAGCUAUAUGAAAUGCCACAAACAACACAAGCCAUGGGACAAACGAGUUCUAUGCUUGCAGAGACAAAGCUGAGGAUGGGAGGACCAGAACUGUGGUGUUGAGUAUUUUCCUCCUGCCUUCCCAUGUGAUCCUGAACCAGACACUCUUCUGUUUUACUCUUCAGUUCCUGUUCCUGUUUUCAGUGCAUGUUUUCAUUUUGUGGGAGAGAUGUGUAUGUGGGGGGGGGGGGUAUUUGAAGAGUACCAUGAGCUUUGUAAGGGUGAGAAGUUCUGUAGGUGAAGUUCUCAAGUCUCACUUCAUUCACUCCCUUGAACCCCACCCAAGGUGGAGUUUUUAACUACUUAGCUUUUUUUGGUAUCCUAUUCCUCUGUGUGAAGAUCUUGUAUUUUUACUAGCAGGAAUACUGAGCGAUACUGUAAGGACAUACUAGCAAAUGUGUCAUGUGCACUGGAAGAUGGGUGGAAGAGCUAGAGAAGCCAGUCCUCUUAAUCUGAAAACUCAAUGCCUGACUCAGGAGGCUCUUUACUUGUUGGACUAGAUCAUUCUGUUUCGCAGUACCUAUAACUUUUUUUUUUUUUGUGUUUUUUUUUUUUUCUCUUGUGUUUAUGCAACAAUACAUACUUCUGCUCAAGUAUCCUGCAGCUUUCAUAUGCAUUUAGCAGGUCCCAUUGUCAACACAGUAUCCUUGUGGGAUUCUUUUCCAUCAGACAUCUAGUUUAAAAUGGCCUUAAGUAAGUAGAAAGAAUCUCGAUAGCUUGUAACCCUCUGUGUUACAUCAAAAUAACUUAAUUUGAAAGCUGUGUUCUGGAUUGGGUAAUGUAGGGUAUUCCCUCUAGGCCAGAAGUCCUGGGGUUUUGGUGUAUUUACAGCCUUUUGGUAUAUGUACAGCCUUUAACUUGUUAUUUUGAGUUAUUGUGUUAAGACAAAUUUCUUUGCUAGUUUCCUUAUCAGGAGGCUUUUGUAGGACUGGUUUUAGAUGGUAUUAAUUUCUAGCAACAAGUUACCAGUCUUAUUUAUUUUUCCUCCUCCUGCUCUGCUUUUUAUUUCUCUCCUCAUUCUGUUCAAAUGUGUACAGAAACCUGGCUGAAGAGAUCCUUCUGACCAUGGAGUACACGGAUGACUUCUGCAUUACUUUGUGUGUAUGUGCUCCUCUUUGCAUUCUCUCAGGAGCAGAUGUUGUCACACUAUCAUUUCAAAAAUGUAUUAAAUUCUCUCAAUGUAAUUUAGUUACUUUUUUAAAAAAAACUGCUUCUUAAAGUUUUGUUGCUUGAUGAUUAGUAACACUUAAAAUGUUUAUUUCUGUGCCAGAAAACUUCAAAGCCUAUUCCUACUUCUUUUUAAUUAUAUAUGGAAAAUAUCUUAGAUCAACCAUCUUCUUGAUAGUAAGAGGAAUUAAUUUUUUCUAAAAGCUCUCAAAGACAGCAAUGCAUAACUGUCCUCUGAAGAUUUUUCUAUGCUUGUUCCAAUUUGAGUCAUAUGACUGAUUUAGAUCCGUGUUCAAUAUUACAGAUGACAAAAGUUGCUGUGCUGCUUAUUUUUUUAAAUAUUUUUUGUAUUUUUUUUGUAUUGGAUGUAUUUGAUCUGGAGAACUUAACUAAAGGAAUGUAUAUUUCUUCCUACAGAAGGCCAGUUUAUUUGGGGGAUUGCCUGGGCCGGGGUUUAUUACCAUCAGAAUAAUACCAGAAUAAUAUAAUCACUUCGUGAAAGUUAUAUUUAUGACAGUAUAUAAUCAGUGGAGGUUGGUUUUGGAAAUAUGUAAAUUGUGGUAUAACAAAUGCUUGAAAUGUUGGGAUUUAAUAAAAACUUUAUUACCAAGAAA